AUCAACAUACUUGUCCUGAUGCAUUCGACAAAAAUUGACCUUCUUGAGCAUCAUGACAUCAAGUAAGUUAAUGCACAUAUGACAAGAGAAACACUGACCACAAGGCGCCUGUUUGAUUUCCGCCUUACCCAAGCGAGCAGUAGAUGGUGCUUCCUGUGCAAACCGCAGGUUAGUCACAUGAUCAAGCUUCCACGUUCAGCGCUUUGUUCCGCUUUACCUCUUCCAUGCAUCGGUAGGAAGUCGAUCGCUUACGCUUCAAAGUUAUUGAGGUGUAAACAAUGCUGAUGUCAAAAAUAUAGUUAAAAAGAAGAACCAAGGAGGACGAAGACAGACGGACAAAGAUGGAAAUGCAGAGAGGGAAUCCUUCAUUGUUGGACAAGAGGCCGCAGGCAGUGGAGGCCAAUGGAGGAAGUCACCAGCCUUCGUCUCUUCCUGAACUUCGCUUGGUUUUACUAGGCCGCAAAGGUGCUGGGAAAAGCUCCGCUGGAAACACCAUCCUAGGCCUGGCGGGAGGGUUUGAGACAGGCAAACCGACCGAGGAGUGUGUGAAGAGGCGAGCCGACGUGGCAGGAAGGCGAGUUACGGUUGUGGAUACCCCAGGCUGGGAAUGGUACUAUUCAGUGAACGGGACUCCUGGUUGGGUGAGGAGAGAAACGAAGCGGAGCAUGUCCCUGUGUCCGCCAGGUCCCCACGCCGUGCUUCUAGUGGUGCGAUCCUGUACUUCGGUGACAGCCGACUACCAUCGGCAGAUCGAGGAGCAUCUAGAGCUGCUGGGCAAAGCGGUGUGGGAUCACACGCUGGUGCUGUUCACGAGGGGAGACGAGCUGGGCUCGGUUCCCAUCGAACAGAGGAUUCGAAACGGCGGCAAGGCCUUCCAGACGCUCCUGGAGCGGUGCGGGAACAGGUUUCACGUUUUGGAGAACAAGCGGCGCGUUGACGACGGAUCGCAGGUGAGGGACCUGAUGAGGAAGAUGGAUGAGCUGGUGGAGGAGAGAAGG
Messenger RNA from Puntigrus tetrazona (Sumatra barb), 998 nucleotides. RefSeq names its product GTPase IMAP family member 4-like. The record is from RefSeq and is a predicted model, not a curated record. The annotation marks the transcript as partial. The transcript has 2 exons. Lineage: Eukaryota; Metazoa; Chordata; Actinopteri; Cypriniformes; Cyprinidae. Gene Ontology annotation, molecular function: GTP binding.